This is a messenger RNA of Pomacea canaliculata, 1065 nucleotides long. RefSeq names its product rhodopsin, GQ-coupled-like. Gene Ontology annotation, biological process: G protein-coupled receptor signaling pathway. NCBI's taxonomy places the organism in Eukaryota, Metazoa, Mollusca, Gastropoda, Architaenioglossa, Ampullariidae. Gene Ontology annotation, cellular component: membrane. The transcript has a single exon. The coding region runs from base 1 to 1065 and encodes 354 amino acids. The record is from RefSeq and is a predicted model, not a curated record. Gene Ontology annotation, molecular function: G protein-coupled peptide receptor activity.
AUGUCGAUGAGCCAGGCCUCAAAUAAGUCUCUAGUUCAGGGAGGACCAGAGCCGUUAAUACCAUGGAACAACCCUUAUGACCCCAUCAAUUAUCAUGCUUUUCAACAGUUCAAUCUCAUUUCCCAGUGUGUCAUCAAGCCGCUGUUCCUGCUGCCAGGUAUUCCAUCGAAUGUGGUCAACUGCUUGGUGUUCUGGCGACAGGGACUCAGGGACCGUAUCAACCUCUGCCUCUUCUGCCUGGCACUAGCAGACUUGUUGUACUUGUUGUCUCUGAUUGCCAUCACGCAGAUUGGUCCCUUUGCAGAGUUGGUCAAUGAACUUCUGGGAAAAGAAAUUUAUUAUAAAUCCGUGCAGUACGGAAUAUGGUUCAGAUCCGAAAUGAGGACCAUGUCCGGCUGUAUCACCCUGGUGCUGUCUAUUGAACGGUGUGUAUGCGUUUAUUUCCCCCUCCGCGCAGCUUCCCUAAUGAAAACGCGCAGCAUGGCGGCGCUGUUGUCGUCCAUCUACGUCAUCACGCAAGGAGGCUUUGUCUACAGUUUCUUCCGGUACGAGGUCACCGUCAAACGCAACAACAUGACCAACCAGGUCAUUUCCUGGAACCUGGAUCUGUCGACCACUCACCGAAGUAACUACACUCUAUUCAGGACGCUAGAAAUUUUGCUUUUAACUGUCUUACCUCUCUGCAUUUUCGCAACAAUCUGCCUGGCCACCUCUCUAACCAUCGUGAAGCUGAGGGCCGCCAUCUUGUGGCGACAGACGACAAGCUCCAGCAGCAGCGACAGCCACGCCCAGCAGGUGAUGCUCAUCAAGAUGUUGGUGCUGGUGUCGUGUCUGUACAUUGUAGGCGGCACACCUUAUGUCAUACUUCUACUUCUCUCAGCGUUCCUACCGGGUUUCGACCUCGGGGGUCGAUACCAGAACAGCUUCCUGACUAUGGGUGUGCUGGCAGUAAUAUUCACGUGUUUCAACAGUUCUUUCAACUGUGUUAUUUAUUAUCGACAGUCCUCGCGCUACAGAACCGAGGUUCAGGCGAUGUAUUGCUGUAAACGUUCGAAGGUUGGAUGA